Molecule: messenger RNA, 570 nt
Organism: Xenia sp. Carnegie-2017
Lineage: Eukaryota; Metazoa; Cnidaria; Anthozoa; Malacalcyonacea; Xeniidae
Exons: 2
Coding region: 87-443 (118 amino acids)
Source: RefSeq, a predicted model, not a curated record
CUGGUACGGUGUGUGGAAUUGCUUCAGUACCUUCACAUGAACACUUCAAUUUUUUUCACGGUAUAUUUGGCUAUGUAAUUUUCGUUAUGGCAAUUCAACAGCCUUUCAACGCAAUGCUACGACCUCAAGGGACAACUCGGGAGUUUAGCUGGGCACAAGCCAUUUGGCAUUUCUGGCAUAGAUGGCUAGGACGACUGGUUUUGAUUUCGGCGACGGCAAAUAUCACUUUGGGAUUGUUUUUGGCGGUAUCACCUUCGCUCGUGUGGAAGCUAUGGAUUGUGUAUGUGGUCUUGUGGAUCGGAAUUUUCGUCGUUGCCGAGAUUCUCAAGCGUCCUACAGAAAAAGAGCUACGCAAAGAAGCAAAAAAGUCGGUCUUAUACGGUGCCUCUAAUCCUCACCGAAUGAAUCGCGGAGAAACAAACACAUUUACCACAGUAUUUUAAAAACAAAAGCAUCGCUACUUUAAUAAUUAUAUCAUAUAUUCUGUCCAGCCUUCUUUGAUUAAUGAAAAUUAUGUAAUAUGAGGAUUUUCAUUGAAGUGAAUGAAAUUUAUUGAUGAUUUUUGAAAAA